UGCGAUACUCAUUAUUUUAAAUUUGGUCUUCUCCAAAUCGCUCAAUCGGACUGCCUCCGACCCCUGCAGACAAGAAAUAAGAGUGAUGCCAUCGACCCCCUCGUCCCGACGAAACAUUUGCUCCCUCAUCGCUUGCGACGUGACCCCUUUUGUGUGGAUUAUUGUGGUGGAAUUGAAGCAACCAAGCAAUUGACCAAACGACCAGACCAUGUCGGAAUCAUCUCAAGUCUACGGAUGCAUCGAAUGCGGCAUGCUCUUUGCGGGGUGGGAGUUUUGCCUGGCGCAUAUUGAGCAUUGUCGGCCGCAGCAUUACCUGGAAGUAGACAAAAAGACACUGAAAGAGCUCUGUAUGAUUGGACAUCGUCGAUGCAUCGUUCCAUCGUACCAACCAGCCAUGAUCCAGGGGGAUUCGUCGUUUGAGGGGUUUGGCGACGACGGUGCCAAUUUGGAGGAAGACUGUGCUUCCAAGAGUUCUUCGGAGGGAAGUGCCGGAGAGACGACGUUGACACAAGACUUUCUCAAUCCAGUAGAGGACGGAAUGCCAUCUGCUCAUCACAACCACCAUCACAACAAAACCAGCAAUAAUAUCCUGCCAAAUCUCAGAAUGUUUCCCGCGGGUGAACAAUUUAUGGAAUCGGAGCAACGAGAUGACUUUGAAGGGGUGAGACAAGGAGUGGAAUAUGAUGACGAUGAUGAGGAAUUUGACGCUCAAGAGAAGAUGGUAUUGCAGCUUUUUGACAGGGAAGACCACAAGUUUUCAUUUCUAGGAAGCAAGUCCAGCGCUACCAUCCCCACAAAGACUAAGCAACCAGCUGUAGCAUCCACAUUCUCCGGACGGGAGAGGGAUAGCAUGCAAGAACAGCACUAUCAGUCACCUUUACAGAAACAGUAUCAGUCACCUGUACAGCAGCAGCACCAUCAGUCACUUGUACAGCAACAGUAUCAGCCGCCCUUGCAGCACCAGUAUCAGUCACCGGUACAGCAACAUCAUCAAGAGUCGCCUGUACAGCAACAUUAUCAGUUACCUGUGGAGCAACAUCAGCAGUCGCCUGAACAGCAACAACAGCUGUCACCUCUACACCAGUCAUUCUUCAACCCAAACGGCGAAGAUGACUUUCCCUCCGUCAUGAAAUCUCCCGAUACUGGUAGUUGUAGCGAAAGCAAGCAUCAAAAGAAGCUUCAUCGGAUUGAAAGGUCACUCCAUCGGUUGAUUCGUGAAGCGUCGCCGUUAGCUGCCGGGAAACCAAAGAUGGUGCUGUUGGGGAUCUUACCCAGGGUGUACGAAGUGCAGUUUGGUACCAAGCUUGAAUAUCACGAAUUGGGAUUCUCCGACCUCAGAGACUUGAUAGAUGCCAUGCCCAGUAUAUCAUUGGUUGUAGACAGCCCGUAUCUUGGCAUCGAACAUGAGUACAUUCGUCUUCAGAAUCCAAACGAUGAAUAUAUCAUACAGGAACAGUCGGACGAUGAAACGCAGCCCGAGAGUGACGACAAGUACAACCUCAAACAACCCGAGAACGUCGACAAGUACAACCCCAACGCAAACAGCAUCCAGCAUCCUCCGUCCCAAAACUCGAGCUCCGAAAACCUGAUGGAAGAUACAAGCCUGAGCAACGAGAAAACGCCACAGCAUUCCAACUACAUGAAAAAGCGAUUCUCCUUCAGCAUGGGAAAGAGUAGUUCCGGGUCGAGUGAAGAAAGUCUUGCGUUGCAACCCAUUUCGGAACAGAGUGCCAGCGAUUCCAACGGAGAUUCACGUUCAAGAUCCAGGAAGAUUCUUCAAGCCAAAAGGGAAAGAGGGGGUUCUUCUACAGAAAAGGCCGACGAUGAUUCCGUAGCAAGCUCGACAAUUUCAUCCUGCGGAUCCUCCAAAUCUGUGAUCCACGCCCUCGCAGAAAUGCUGCCCAAUACCAAUGCGUACGCCAGCAUUCUCCGUGUCUUGUCCAGAAACCACAAGGGCACUACCAUUGGAAAAAUCAUGGUCCAAGCCCCCGAGUUCAAAAACUUUCUGAGUCAUUGCACGGAUCGUCGAUGCGAGGCUCAAAUCAAACUAGCCCACUCCGUGCUACAGCAGUGUCACGGAAUCUCGUACCAACGCACCGCGAAUGGAAAUAUCUUGUACAAUAAGGCCUUGAACAAAGAGGUGUCAACACCUUACUCCAUUGUGACUAGUCCAAAAGGGCUGCAUCGACGCGAGUACUUGCACCAAAGAGUCAAUAAUCAAACUGAGAACCAACAACAGAUGUCUCGCGACCCAGCGCAAAAGCCAUUAUCCAUUGCCACACAGUUAGAUUCAGACGACUCAUCAUCUCAGCUCAAGAUUUUGUCGGAAGAGGCUAUCGAUGAAGUGGCGGCAAGACUCUUUGCAGCAUCCGAAUUCGUGACUCCCACCUCGUCGCCUCGAAGGGAAGCCGCCUCUCGACCAGCCAGAACCAACAAUGCCGACGGCGUCUUCCGAAAACCCCAGCAUUUGGACACCAUAUCCACUCAGAGUGUAGUUUACUCACAUGGACGUGCAACAGACUCUGCGGCGGCUGGAUCGAGGGGGGUGUCUCCAAGGGACAAUGCCCAUGCUUGGGCCAACCCUCCCCAUACUCCCCGUUCUACAAAGGCAUUGUCUCCUCGUCAUUUCAACAUACAAUCACCUGCAACGACACUCUCAAGAGAGCAAUCCAUUGCCGAAAGCGCAGCAAAGAUGUUAGCUGAAGCGCAGUCCAUGACGACACCAACGGCGAUGAUAUUGGCUGAGACUCUGUCUUUAUCAACUCCAACGACAGGCAAGCAGCAUGGCACUCCCCUCAUCCAGAGACCAACUUCAGGGAUGACGACUUCAGAAAACGCAGAGAUGUCUCUGAGCGACGCACACGAAGAGAGUACAAUGACCAUAACGUCAAGCAGCAUUGAUCGCAGCGUCAACAACAACCAUGGUGGAAGCACGAACCCGAAACGAAGGAUGUAUUUCUUCACUGAUGCCAUGUCAACAGACCCAGAAGAAACAACAACCCUUACAUCACUAGCUCCAUCUGCGACUCCAGACAAAUCGAAUGCAGGCGACAAAGGCAACACUGCGGGACACAUUGGAAGACCGAGAAAGCAGGGGGCGUCGAAGGCCAUGCACACGUCGGCAAGCAGCGUUCAUUCUUUGGCCCUCCCAGACGAAGUCAUUGAAAAGAUUGCGGUCGAUCUCUUCCCUACCACAAACAUGCACUACAGACUCCUCGUGGCACUCGCUGAACACCCUGGUGGUAUGACUUGGGACCAGAUCAAUGCUUUGAUUCCUCCCUUUUCCGACUUCGUCGAAAGGUAUGCGGCAGAGAAAUGCAGAGAAAGCAUCGACCCCCAAGCCGUUCUUGACAAAUGUGUUAGUGUCGACAAGAGACAAGUGGAGGACAGAUGUCUGUUUUUCAUCAAUGCACCGGACAUGAUGCCAACUGGUUCUACAAUGGCUGAAAGCAACAAUAAUAACGUCAACAACCGAAGCAGACCCGACGAAAUAUCGUCAACCAGUGAUAUGACAGAAGAAUCCUCGACCGCAUCGAGUGGUCCCGACAGCAUCAACGAGCCACUGGUAUUCUCGCUUACAUAUGCUGGAUCAGACAUUAUGGCGACUCUAUGCUUCCUUCGAAGAUUGAAGGAAAGUGUCAAGGAUCGACCGUGGCCAACCUCAUACCAACAAGCGUGGCAAUGGUUAAUGCGCUUCGACGAAGAAAACGGGGCUUCGGCGGGCAAUCCUGAUAAGCCGUCCGUGACUAGUUGGUUGGAUAUCCUGACUGAGGAGGAAUCAGCCCAAUCACGUGUCAAAACAAGGCGACAAGCAAUGCACAUACUUCUGAAUUACCUUCAACGAUUGAAGUGUGUAAGUCGAACAGGUCCUGACCUUAGUUGGAAUCCCAGGGAAAUUGCUUCCACUUUGGCACAUACCGUCAUUUUGCAGCAACAAAGCAAAUUGAACCACUACCUCGGCAAAACCCCCGUUUCUUACAUUGAAACUAAGGAGCAACUGCAAAGGGCAAAGGAAGGCGAACCCUUCUGCUAUUAUCACGAAGGGGUAGUGACAGUCAGCUGCGAGGGUGCUCCCGAUGAUCUUCAUGUCAUUCAAAUUGGGACCGAGUCGAUCACGUAUAUCUUUGACUGCGUCAAACUCGGCACCAAGGCUGUCUGCGCUGUGCUCUCCAAUUUGUUCAAGAGUGACCGUGUCAUCAAAGCGUUUCAUGACGUCCAUCACACUGCAGUUGCCCUCGCGAAGAUUGGAGGGAUAGCUGAACCGCUAAAGAACUUAUUGGAUACACAGAUUGCAAUGGAGGCACUUACAGGGGUAUCAACAAUGAGCUUCAAUCGUAUGCUCCGUCAGCUCGGAAUUGCAGCCCAUCCCAUAACAAAGGCCUUGUCGAGACGAAAAGACAAGUUCUGCAAUAGACCUAUUUCAAAAGAAUUGCUCUCCUACGCUGCAGAUCACGUUGAUCUGCUUCUGGUGAGUGCGUCGACGCUGAUUGAAACCCUUCGAGACUCACCGUCCACCGAAAAGCAAGAGCUAUGGAGCUCUAUCCAAUCGGCAUCCGAGAUGCGGGCCGUCAUGGCAGUCGAGAAAGAUGGAAGACGCAGCAUAUGCUUUGACGUUGCAAAUCAACACAACCUAUCGUCGCUGGAGCUCCUCCUUAUUCAAAGGCCUACAGAUAUGUAUGAGUGCCUACCACUGUCCUAUUCGAAUGAUGCGGCGGGUCUCUUGAGUCUCCUACCAGGGGAAUUGGUAGAGAACGUUUCCGCCAUUGAGUUCCAUGAGCACGUUUCGUCCAUCAUGUUGGACCAAGGUCGACCUGCAAUGGCUUGGUUUGACGAUCACCAGCGCGUCAAUCUGGGACAAAAGGAUCGGCUCGUCACAGCUAGUGACAUUGAAACAGUCGCCAACAGCGUGGACGGCUUCAAACAAGACGGGGAUCUUGCUGGGCUUAAUGGCCAACUGCACUGCAUAUCUGCCGUUCGCAAUCCGAAGCAAGAGCUCAUCGGUUUGACCAUGAGAGUUGGACGGCACGUCACUGGUGUUGCUGCUAUGAUAUCUGAUUUGCUGUUUGCGGAUCCGUCCAAAUCAAUACUCUUCAUUGGCGAAGCUGGAUCCGGCAAGACCACAGCGCUUCGAGACGUAGCUCGACUACUCUCCGAACGAACGAGCGUUUCCAUUGUCGAUACAACUUGUGAAAUUGGAGGGUAUUCCGACUCACCACAUCCAUCAAUAGGCAUGGCCCGAAGGUUCAUGGUAGACAAACGAGAAGAUCAAGCAAGAUGGAUGAAUCAAUGUUUCCGAAACCAACGCCCACGCGUCCUUGUUGUAGACGAACUGGAGAGUUUGUCUGAUGUGAAUGCAGCGAUACAUUGCCAGCGUCGCGGGGCUAGACUGAUUGCGGCUACAAUGGGGACUUUGCAUGAUGUCAUGGAGGAUUACAACCUCUCUGUCCUCAUUGGCGGAAUCAAGGAAACACGCGAGUCAAAACAACGGGCGACUCAGCCCGUCUUUGAUGCGAUCGUUGAACUUCGGAGAGGAGCUCUAAAUGAGUGGAGGGUCAUCCCAAAUACGUUGGAGGCGGUGGAUUCUAUCUUGGAACACAAGAGUUACAUGUCUCAAUUACGAAUCAGAGACCCCGAAAAAGGAAGCAUGCAACUCGAACUGGAUCGAGUGUGCAUGCACAUGUAGCCAGCUAUGCUUUAUAAUAAUCAACAUGAUAUAUUGUGCAUUCUCGGUCAGCUGUGAU
Seminavis robusta is the source of this 5741-nucleotide messenger RNA. Lineage: Eukaryota; Bacillariophyta; Bacillariophyceae; Naviculales; Naviculaceae. The record is from the annotation of a GenBank genome assembly.